This is a messenger RNA of Caenorhabditis briggsae, 1149 nucleotides long. RefSeq names its product Protein CBR-LIPL-2 (gene Cbr-lipl-2). Lineage: Eukaryota; Metazoa; Nematoda; Chromadorea; Rhabditida; Rhabditidae. Bases 1 to 1149 code for a protein of 382 amino acids. The transcript has 6 exons. The record is from RefSeq and is a predicted model, not a curated record. Gene Ontology annotation, biological process: lipid metabolic process. Gene Ontology annotation, molecular function: hydrolase activity, acting on ester bonds.
AUGUUGUUCUCGUUACUGAUCUCUUCUAAAUUCCUAAUUUCAUCAUGUCUUCUCUUUUUAUCAGUAGCAGCUCACGAGGAUACCGAUCCAGAGCUAAACAUGAAUACGUCUCAAAUCAUUGAACGUUGGGGAUACAAAGCAGAAGUGCAUACUGUAACUACCGAAGAUGGAUACAUUUUGGAAAUGCAAAGGAUUCCAAACGGAAAAAAGAGUGUAUCCUGGCCGAAUGGAAAGAAACCUGUUGUUCUAAUGCAGCACGGAUUACUGGCAUGUGCAAGUGAUUGGGUUGUGAAUCUACCCGAUCAGAGCGCAGCUUAUGUAUUCGCGGAUGCUGGUUUUGAUGUGUGGUUGGGUAACUACGAUCUGACGGCUAUGGUGGACCACGUUUUGGCAAUGACUGGACAAGAAAAUCUAUAUUAUAUGGGACAUUCCCAAGGUACACUGAUCAUGUUCACACGAUUGGCAAAAGAUACUGAUGGCAGCUUUGCAAAGAAGAUCAAGAGAUAUUUCGCAUUAGCUCCAAUAGGAUCUGUAAAGAACAUCAAAGGAUUCUUAUCCUACUUUGCUCAUAAGUUCUCUCCUGAAUUCGAUGGAUGGUAUGAUCUGUUUGGUUCCAAAGAUUUCCUUCCUGACAAUUGGAUUACAAAAGAGGCAUCCAAAGACAUUUGUGGAAGUUCGGAGAAGGAAGCUGAAAUGUGUGAUAAUGAGUUGUUCCUGAUUGCGGGACCAGAAAGUAAUCAAUGGAAUGCAUCUAGAACCGCAGUAUACAGUUCACAAGAUCCAGCUGGAACUUCGACUCAAAACAUUGUUCACUGGAUGCAGAUGGUCCGACACGGAAGAGUUCCUGCAUUCGAUUGGGGAAAAAAAAUCAAUAAGAAGAAGUACGGACAGGAUACACCACCAGAAUACGAUUUCAGUGCAAUCAAAGGAACAAAAAUUCAUUUGUAUUGGAGUGACGACGACUGGUUGGGAGAUCCAACUGAUAUCCAUGAUUUCUUGUUGAAAGAGUUGAAUCCUGCUGUUAUUGCUGAGAAUGUUAAUUUGAAAAACUUCAAUCAUCUAGAUUUCUCAUGGGGAUUGAGUGCAACUCCAGAAGUUUAUCUUCCCGCAUUGAAGACAUGUACAGAUGAUUAUUUGGGAAAAUCGUGA